This is a messenger RNA of Betta splendens (Siamese fighting fish), 1187 nucleotides long. RefSeq names its product tumor suppressor 2, mitochondrial calcium regulator a (gene tusc2a). Gene Ontology annotation, cellular component: mitochondrion. Gene Ontology annotation, biological process: inflammatory response; regulation of mitochondrial membrane potential. The transcript has 4 exons. The record is from RefSeq and is a predicted model, not a curated record. The coding region runs from base 239 to 574 and encodes 111 amino acids. Lineage: Eukaryota; Metazoa; Chordata; Actinopteri; Anabantiformes; Osphronemidae.
GCGGCGUCCCGGUGUUUGUUUUGACUCUACCUAGUGUAGCCGCUGAAGCUAACCUGCGUCAGGGGCGGAAGCUAGCAUGCUAACCCACCUAUAUGUGUAGGCGCCGUUAGCGAGUUAAUGUCCUAGAAAUGUAACGGCACUGAGACAGCGUUGAAGCCAUACUGAUUUGUACUGAGUCUCGUCUGGCCGGCGAGCACACUGACGGCUUCAACCACCCAACUAUGCCUUAUCUCUGAGAAUGGGAGGAAGCGGAUCCAAGGGCAAAGGUGUUUGGCCUUUCUCAAGCGGUGGAGCUGGAGGGGACGCAGCCGUCGAUGGGAACGAGCAGUCGCUGGCGCGGCUCAAAGGCUCCAGAAACGCAACACCGUUUGUGUUUACGAGGAGGAGCUCUUUGUACUAUGAUGAGGAUGGUGACCUUGCCCAUGAAUUCUACGAAGAGACAGUGGUGACUAAAAAUGGGAGGAAAAAGUCCAAGUUGAAGAGAAUCCAGAAAAAUCUGAUUCCACAGGGAAUCGUGACGCUCGAUCACCCCUGUAUUCAUGUAGAUUUCCCUAUUGUCCUCUGUGAGGUGUGAAGAAUUGCACAGGACUGAUUUGCCUUGAGGUGCAGUCACAUGAACAUGUAUCAGAGCAACGUCUUGUUCCUGGGUCCACGUGUUCGGUGGAGACUGCAACUGUGGUCGGGACAGAAUAAGGAGAAGUCAAGCUGUAUAUUGGAGAAAUGUUUUGAAUCCAGUCAUGACCAGAGGCUCCGGUUACUAAAACCCAUAUUUUGAUAUCAACAACGCUAGUGAUGGUACAGGUUAUGUUUCCUCCACCCAGCUGACAUGAUAGCAGUUUUAGUUGUUUUUUUCCUGUGUGAUAUUUGCAGGGAAAACACUGUUGAUGUGAAAAGGCUUUAAUGGUUCAUGCCUUCAGCGAGACUGAGAGUGUUAGACUCUGUGUGUGUCUUUGAUUGUGUUGGUGUGUGCACUUAGGUUUGUUUGAGUAAAUGUGUUAAGAGAGAUGUAGGAUGUUGAUGCAGAGUAGGAACAUGAAGGAUUGUGAAAUGUAUUGUACAUAUGGUCAUGUUCUGUAUUGUCUGUCUCAGUUAUCAGAGCUCAGACCUGCACUAGUGAACAUUAUGUAGUGUAAAUAAUUUCAUAUUCCUUAGUUGGAAAUACUUGAAUAAAUGUCUAUCUGAGCUGA